GGCUGCCCCGUGCCCGGCCCGCCCCGUGGGGAGGCGGGAGGCUGUCGGGGUGCGGGGAAGCGGAAGGGUGUCGGGGUUCGGGAUUUCGAGCUGUCGGGCCGGCCCCGCUCCCGCAGCCAUGGCGUGGCCGCCGCGCCGCUGCUGAGGGAGCCGCCAUGGCCGCGGCGCUGCGGGCCGCGCUCUGCAGCGGGCUCCUGCUCUGCGUUUCUGGAAUGAUCCCAAAGCCCCGAAACGCAAGGAUCACUUCAGUCAAUCUUCACAGCACCUUGCAGUGGGAUGCACCAAGGUUCCCUGAAGGGAACAUCACCUACACUGUCCGAUCCAAGAGCAUCAACAUCCCCGGGGACAGCUACGACACGCUGGGGACGCGGCUGAGGCUGCCCGAGUGCGACGUGUCCUCUCUGUCCGUGUACGGUCACUACAUCCUGCAGCUGCGAGCCGAGGCGGGACGGCUGCGCUCCCCCUGGCUCACCCUCCGCUUCAAACCCAUGGAUGACACCAUCGUUGGUCCCCCUGAGGUGAGGCUGAAGUCGGAGUCCGGGGAUCUCCACGUGGAUUUCUCGGGGCCCUUUGCAGGGCACGGGCAGGACAGGUGGCCCCUGAGGCACUACUAUGGCUCCUGGAAUUACAGGAUCUUCUACUGGAAGAAAGGCAGCACAGACACAGACCCGGCCUCUGCUUCCAGGGUUGCUCAGGUGGACACCAAACACAACUCUGAGAUCCUCUCCCAGCUGGAGCCAUGGACAGUUUAUUGUGUCCAAGUGCAGGCGGUGAUUCCUGAGUGGAACAAGACAGGGGAGCUGAGCAGGGAGCUCUGUGAGCAGACAACCCACAAUGGUGUAACCCCUGUGUGGGUAACUGUGACUGUCCUGGUGGGAUCAAUGCUUGUUGUGGCCACAGCUGUCACUGCUUGUUUCUUCUCCAGUUUUUAUCUGUACAGACUCAUCAAACACGUUUUCUGCCCUUCCUAUGUUUUCCCAGAACACUUGAAAGAGAGCAACCCCAAAGCCUCGGUGAAGGGAGUGGGGAUGAGGCCAGCAGGACACCAGAGCACCCUGAGGACUCUGCACAAGGAGCCUCCGACUCAGGAGUGGGAGCAGCCUCAGCAAAAGCCUAAAUAUCCUCAGGGAAAACCUAAAUAUCCUCAGGAAAAACCUAAAUAUCCUCAGGAAAAGCCUAAAUAUCCUCCUCAUUCUUCCUUUGAGAAGAAGAAGCAAAUGGACUUUUGGGUUUAUCUCAUUGCUGAAUUCUCCAGCAGAAAAAAACCCACAGACAAACACGUGACCACAGACUUCUGACAGAAUAAUUUCAUUUUUUUAAGUACAAGAAACUUGGCUCAAAAUGAGGAAUUAAAUGAUCCACAACUUUUUCCACUGUUGGUUGUGGCUCCCUGAGGAGCUGUAGCAACUCUGGCACUGAUUAUGACAUUAAAAAGCGAAUGUCAUAUUUAUAUAUAACACUAAUUACUUUGACAAAUUAUUUAUUGCAAAAACGAAUCAAAAUGUUUAUAAAAUAAAAUAGUAUUUUCUAAGGAAAGACCUGAACUGGUUUA
Poecile atricapillus (Black-capped chickadee) is the source of this 1552-nucleotide messenger RNA. RefSeq names its product interleukin 10 receptor subunit beta (gene IL10RB). The record is from RefSeq and is a predicted model, not a curated record. The transcript has 7 exons. NCBI's taxonomy places the organism in Eukaryota, Metazoa, Chordata, Aves, Passeriformes, Paridae. Gene Ontology annotation, molecular function: interleukin-10 receptor activity; protein binding. Bases 156 to 1298 code for a protein of 380 amino acids.